This is a messenger RNA of Plasmodium knowlesi strain H, 12465 nucleotides long. RefSeq names its product conserved Plasmodium protein, unknown function. Gene Ontology annotation, cellular component: 90S preribosome; nucleolus; small-subunit processome. The transcript is spliced from 4 exons. Bases 1 to 12465 code for a protein of 4154 amino acids. NCBI's taxonomy places the organism in Eukaryota, Apicomplexa, Aconoidasida, Haemosporida, Plasmodiidae. The record is from RefSeq and is a predicted model, not a curated record.
AUGAAAAAAUCGUUGAAGAAUAUUAAACUGAAAUUAAGGAACAAAAAGAGGAAGGGAAACUUCGUCUCCUUCUACGACAGAAUAAAAGAAAUUAAUGAGAAGGAGAAGCUGCAGGCAUGUGGCGUCCUCGGAGACGCAAAGUACGAUGCCGGUCUCACUUCACAAUGGAUAAGUAACGAAUCUAAGGAUGCCGAAGACCUCAGAAGAACGAACUUUUACGCAGCGCUGCAGGUGUACCCCCAGAACUGCUUCAACAGUGACUUCAAAAAAUGCUGCAGAGAACUACAACCGUAUGCAAAAAAUCUAAUGCUCAUUUUGCUAAACAAAGACAAAAUUUUUGGCACCAUUUUCAAGUACAUAGAGAAUAGCAAAAUUCAAAAUGACGAAAAUUACUUCUACAAAUUGUUGGUGAUCCUCAUAAAGGAUUUAAAAGAAGAAAGCAAAAAAUACAUAGAUCAUAUUUUAAAAAUAUUGUACGACAAAAUUAAUUUCAAUAAUUUGGACUUGUUGGAGGAAAUAUUUAAUACCUAUACAAAUAUUUUUCGAAUAAUGAAUAAAAAAAUUAUAAGUAAUGUGGAUAAAUAUAUAAAAAUAUCGCUACCAUUGUUACAGCACCGAAAUAGUAUUAUCAAAAUAUUUAUUGCGGAUAGCUUUUCCUAUCUGCUGAGGAAAUUAUCUCUACAUGAUUUAAUCGAGUGCUUUCAGAAGUUAUUUUCUUUUUGCAAUUGUGUGAAAAGGAACAAAGUGAGAGAUUAUUGUGACACGCUCAGCCUCCUCAUGUUAGAAGCUCUAAAGGUUGAUAAAAACAAACUGUCCAAGAAAACUUUACCCUUUCUCAAGUUUAUAAUUUAUUCACUAUUCCUGAAGGAGUCAUAUUAUUGUGAGGACACGGAGAGUCAUUAUGAGCCAAUUGAGGACACACAUCUUAUGCACUUCCUAAAAAAUGCAGUAGCAACAUUUCUCAUUGAUAUUUAUAAUUUUACGAAAAAUGGGAAAUUUGAAUUUGUGGAAAUAUUUCUAACCUUCAUUUUGAGAAACUACUCCAUCCUGUUUAGAAGAUAUUACACGGAUUUGUUAGUUCAGUCGGAGAAAAGUACAGAUGCUUUGCAUUUGGUGAUCAGUCAAGGGAGACCAAACGGAGGGGUCUCUUCAAUUUUCCCUUCAUUAGGCAAUGCGGAGGGGAACAGUAGCGAGGUAAUAGCUACUGGGUGUGACUUGCAAGAUGAGGAUGACGGCGGAGUAGAGGUUUCUCUACCCAGGCUCACUCCAGAUGGAGCACCGAAGAAAAGCUUGGAACUUGGCAACACAAUCAGCAAGAACAAGAAUGAUCAAUUUAGUGAUAAUCACCCACACUUACACAACAACCAAGCACAACCAUCUGAAACGCAAAGGAAGGCCUUCUUUGCGAAAGAAAUUUUCCACAGUUGUACGAAUUUUUUCCUGAAAAAAAUAUUAAACAUAUGGAUAGAAAAAAAUAGCGAACAGAAAAGUAUAAUUGUCCAAACCGCUCUUCGCGAACUGAGUAAAUACGCACAUGAUGUGCAUACUCACAAGUUAAAUUGUGUCUCCUUCUUUUAUAUAUGGAAUAUCUACGACCACAUGUUCUUCUUACUAAAUAGGGAUGUUAUUUCUAAUGAAAGCAUAAAAAAUAUAUUCACCUCACUAAUCAAUGUGUUUAUGAGUAUGGUGACUGCAGAACACUGGAAUACCUUCCAUGAAUACGACCCCCUUCGAGACUCCCUUUUUCGCUAUUUUAUUCUCAACGUGGACGAAGUGUUAAGAAGAAAAAAUAGAAGCAUGGAAGAUUCAUACCUGAACGAUAUUUUGAAGUACAUAUUUAUCAACAUAUCGAGAGAUGUGCAAAAGAUUGACAUAUUUAUGUGUGUAGAAGAGUGCCAUAUGGUGGACGGACUGAAGGCGGGAACUGACCCAAAGCAUUUAUCCGAAGAGAAAAACAUGUCUAAAAAAAAGGGCCCUUACAAUGUCUCUGACGAGGGGGCUAAUCUAACUUUGGGAAAAAUAUUCCUUCUGUUUGACAUUUUGAAAUACACAACAGGAAUUGAGAAUAGCGCCCUGGAGGAGUGUAAAAAGAUGCACAAGAAGAAACGAAAAAAUGGAGACUUGUGCACAGAUGAGCAGACGGACUACUGCAGACCCACGAGCGAGAGGGGUAUCUUUCAACAUGGGACUGACAACAUGUGUAGGAACAGCGUGAACCAGGAGGAUUCCACAACACAAAUGCAAACGGAGCUGCAUAAUUUAUUUUCCAUCAUCUUUGAAAGGGUAACAAAUAUACUUGUAAUUUUGAAGCGCAUUAAUGAGUGUUCCAAUGUGAACAAUUCAACAGACAUGAAAAACGAGGAAGAGGUUCUAAAUGAACCAGAAGGUAAUGUCCAAAAAGUAGUACAGUUCUUAUUUGCAUACGUCAGCCUAUUGACAGAGAUAUGCAGAACGGAUGGGGCCAUUCUACUUCUAUGGGAAAAGUGCAGUAGUAACAAAAAGGAGGAGGACAAUUUUUUUACUAUAUUUAGAGAACUAUGCAAUAGAGUAGAAAAACUAAAAAGUAGACAUUUCCUAGGAAAAACACUUCACAAGGAGAACUCCUCUCCAGAUAUAAAUUUCUACCUAAACAGUAUCAUACUCAAUGCAAAUGUUAUGAUGACAAGGUUGGCAAAGGAAAUGAAUGAACAAAAAGAAGUUAUCCAAAAUAUCCUUCCAAGUAACAACAAAUUCUUAUUCGACUGUUUAAGAAAGUGGGAUAGGGAUGAUGUGUAUGGUGUAGAAUAUUUGAAAAAAAUAAAAAUCAUACUUACCAACAUGAACGAAAUGAACUUUUUUGCACGCAAAACGGAUGACUUAUAUGCAUAUUUAAAGAUUCUUAAAAAGCUGUUUCUAUGGUACGAUAAAGGGAAUAGGAAAGAGUUCCUGGAAAUUAUCAAAUUCUUAGUAGGCAUAUGUAUAGAACUGAAGAGGGAGAAAGAAAGUUAUUAUACUACAAAUGAGGAUAACAUUACAUCAGGGGGAAAUAGUAAGCAUACCUACUAUGCCAAAUUAUUACCCCUUUUUGAUUGUCUCAUUUAUUUAGAAAAUGAAGAAUACUUAGCUACGUACGAAAAGAUUUAUGAGUCUAAAAUUAUUGACGUAGUAAAUUAUUUGAUCUUUUUUAAAAGCUCCAACAUUUCUAGCGAUUAUUUGCUCAAGGUGGCCACAAAAAUUUGUAUUGUAGAAUUGGUUUAUCUGUUGAGUGCUAGCUUGGUGAGUAUCCCAAAGGCAAUCACUCUUCACGUCAGAAACUUCCUGCGCUCGUACAGCAUAGACAAACAAGUAGACGACGAAGGGGGUUAUCAGCACCAGCUGGAAUAUUAUUUUUUUGUACUGAACAGGAUAUUCAAAAUGGGUAAGAAUGAGCUGCUUUCUGUGGAGGCAGAUAUAGACACAAAAAAUGCUCUGGAUGGAGAUUCAGCCAGUGACAACUGUGAGGAAGAGAAUAAUGGGGAUGAAAAUGCGAAUAGUUCUUUGGAGGAGGUAGACGGAGGAGGAGAUCACAGUGGGAGUGACAACCGUUACCAUUGCGCCAACCCUCUGAGGGACCUCAUUUGGCGGAAUAUAGAAGAGUGCCAAAUUAAUAUGCAACAGUAUGUGCGCACCCAGAGGAACAAUGUAUCGCCAACAUUACCAGGAAGAAAAUAUGUGAAUGCUGAAAAUGCCUUCAAAAUUGCAUUCGCCACCAUCAAUAUGGUGAUCUUGUCUCAAGUAAACAGCCUUAACAAAACUUAUAGAGCGAAAGUGUUGGAUAUGUACGUUUGGAUAAUGAACUAUAUUAAUAACAAUUUCAGAUUAUUCGUGCAGGAGCUAAAAUAUUACUCACUCUUAAAUGUGGUGUUUGACAUUGUUGGGAGUUUGAAUGAAUUGUGUCAUGGACAUGGCGGCACAUCCCAGUCUGUAACGUCUACGCAGGCACAAUUUGAUAAAAUCACGAGCGCUGUAAAAAUCUUCGUUAACAAAUUUGCGCACAGCAUGCACGUUUUGAGUAUCCCAAACACUAUCAAAUUUCUGCAUAUACUCUGCUCGUAUAACGAGAAACUAAACAAUUACAAAAACGACAUUGAGGAAGUGCUACAGGAGAAGAAUGUCAAUAUCACCAAGUUACUACUGAACAUAAAAGAGGAAGAUAGCAGCGGGAUUAUCCCCAUUUUGAUAAAAAUUAUUUUCUGCAUUUUAAAAAAUAAAAUGAAAAAAGGAAAUAAAAAAUUAAAGAGAAAUAUGAUUUUUUAUCUGUCCAAUAUUUCUUGCGACAAUUAUUGCCACAUCCUUAUAUCUGUACUGUAUCCCUUGCUCAAUGUAUACGAGCGUUCAAUUGACUAUAGGAACUUGCUCAGGUACGGAGACAAGGAGAAAGCCUUGGUCAGCUUCUUCACCAAUUGUCGUGGAAACUUUGCAGCGCACUGGAAAUACCAAUGUGACACGCGAUCAGUAAUUUCAACCAUUGGGGAAGCGAUUGCAAAGGCAAGUGCAAAAAAUGAGGAAGGAAUUUCCCUUUGCUAUGACGACACCUUUAAUCACGCCAGUUGGCACUUUGGCAACCAUAUAAUUGAAAUAAAGAAAGACGCUCUGUUUAAAAACUUCCACUUCAACAAGAGCAUUAGUCUUUUUAUCGAGAUACUAAAUAUUAUGAAGUACAAGGUGGACACAUACAUGGAGUUUUUUCUCCAUGUCUUUAUCACCAUAGCGCACUACAUCAAUGUGUACCACCUGAUGAAAAGGAAGGCAAAGGGGAGGAGGAUUUUCCUCGUGGUUAAGAAGAUGGAAAGUAGAGGGAAAUGUAAAAGCAACGAAGAGGCGGAAGCGACCAACAUGAUUAGUAGUCCUGAUGAAAGUGAGUACAAGUUUCAUGCGAAAGAUCACCACCAUAUGUUGGAUCACACGAUUGAUCACAUGUUUAAUAACGAGUGUGAUCGUGCGCCUCACCGUGAACACAGUCUUGAGCUUAGCGCGAAGAAUUCCUAUCUGAAGAACGCCAACAAGAAGUGCAUCGAGAACAUCCAGUUCAUCAUGCUAAACUACGAAAUAACAAGUGCCCAUUUGGAGAAGGCCAAAGAUUUCUUCGCCUUCCUGUUCCGAAGAAAUUUGAAGAACAUAGGAAAACCAAAUUUGUUCCUGAAAAUUCUAUUUGACGUUUGGAGCAAGAACGAAUUGUAUCACGGGUUCUACGACAACAUUAUACCUAACUCUUUAUCCGUUUUAAUAAAUGCUGUAAACAACCCAAUUAUUGUCAGCCGGCUAAGUUACAGUGAAUGGAAUGGACUCACGGAGAAAGUGUUCGAUGUCGUUUUGCGCCUAUGUGGUUAUGACCAUUUGAAUGAGAAGGAGAUGAAUUGGCGUAAAGGGGAAGCCCCCGUAAAAGAGAAGGAGCUUAUUCGAGGGAGAUGGAAGAAUAGGGGAAUAUUCACCAUAGUGGAAAAGAGAGAAGGCUCUGACGUGUCUCCUUCGAUAGGCAUGAAGAUAUUAAAGCCGCUUAUAUCAGACAUUAUCGUAUGUAUUAGAAAAACCAUUUUAAGAAGAUACAAACAGUUCCUUGAAGAAAAGGAAAGGGGCAUGGCACUCCGCAAGAAAAGAAAAAUGGAUGAGUUAAAAAUUAUUAGCAAUAAAGAAUUAUACAUUCUAAUUGAAUUGUCUGCUGUAAACAAAAAUCAGACAUACAAUUUGCAUGUCAUUAAUAUAAUUAUCACUUUCGUGCUUAUCAAUGUAAAGUCGCUACAUAGUACAAAUUCUGACCACGUGCAGAAGCUCAAACUUAUAUUGGUAGCUUUGAAGAGGUUACUCAUUAAUAUAUCAAGGGGGGAAAGUGAGAACUCAAGGUGCAGGGGAAAGAAGAAAACAAAUUACAACUUGUCUUGCUACCAUGAAGCGACGAGAAAUGCCACACACAAAUGUCCAAAUCUGUCACAUACAAACAAUGUACAAGAUAAAAGAAGUGCGAGAAAAAGAAGCGUAUUCGCAUCUUGUAUGCACUCCUACCAUCAUGCUCACAAAUUAUAUGUAUGCUAUAAACUGAAAACCAUGGUGUACGAAAUUGUUCAGAGAUGCUAUGACGUAACUUGUAGAGUGCUCGCCGGGGAUCUCCUAAUCAUGAUUGGUUGCAUCUUUCUAAAAAUUAGAAACAUAAACAGAUAUUUAGAGAAGUUUAAAAAAAAUAUGGAUGCCUUUUUAAAAAAAACAAACGAGCUUAAUUAUAACUCCAAAGUGGUCCUAAGGCAGAUCAUGAAAAUUCCUUUAAAAAAUGAUCAAGGCAUAAGGCAGAAUUAUUAUUACACCUUCCUUCAGAUUGCCCAGAUAUUUUGUGGUCUUAACAUUUGCAAUGAUAAAAUAUCCCAACAUGAAUACGACGCAGAUGUUCAGUUUUUAAUUUUUCUCGAUUUGUGUAAUGUGAAAAUGUCCACCGCUAUGAGGGGUUAUGCACUGAGGGGGGAGGAGUAUCCAAUGGGAAAUCUCAACAGAGGAGAGGUAAACGAGACGAAAAAGAAGAGAACAACAUCGAAGAAGAAGACGGAGAAGAGGAAGACACCUGGCAAAUUCAACUUUAAUCAACUGUUUUCAAAUAGCAACAAGUUGUUCCAUGAAAUCCUCGUGAGACACAGCUCCUUUUUAAUUUUUAACGAAGGGACUAACGACAUGGUUAGAGACAAAUCCGUGCAGUUCGUUUUGUUCAUCCCCCAGUUCUUGAAAUGGCUACUUCAAACAUAUGAAAGGAGCGAUGAAAAUGUAGAUCAUCUGAGCAUCGCCCGAGACGUCAAUAUAUGUGUCCACUUCUUAGUUAACAUUAUAAUACCCAAAGCGCUCAAUGCACUAAAAAAGAAUGUUAACGAUUUUACGAAAAUUGCGCUGCAAAUUAUCUUCACAACGGUGAAGCUAGUUAGCCCCCAUAUGGAUGCACUGAAAAGAUUAAAUGUUGAAUCAUUUUUAAGGGAGGUUAAAAAUUCUCUGGUAAAAAAUUAUGUACUCAAUGCAGACACAGAUUCUUUAUUCUGUUUUAGAGCCGUGAAGGCGAAGAAGAAUGAGGAGAAGAACCCCUUUGAAGAGGAAAAGACAACGAACUUUAAAAUGUUGGAAAGGUUGCUAUUUCACGACUUACAUCACAACCUAGCUGAAACGUUCCAUGAGAGUAAAUCUCAUCAGAAGGGGGGGAAAGAUGAAGAAAAUAAUAAACGUAGUUCCAUAAUUCAAAAUAUAAUAGACCUGAAAUCAGAAAACAACUCCAAAGGUGUAGAAAAAUUAAUCGUCAUUACCCCUCUAUUGUGCUAUUACACGAUUUCUAAAAUUGUUAUUCCACUUGCACUGAAUUACAUCCUCCAAAGAAGUUCAAAAAAAGAAACCUACAACAAAACUCUCAGUACAAAUAGCAUCAAGCUUCUUGGUACCUGCACCGAGAGGGUGGGUAUCAAAGUUGUUUAUAACCUUUUGGAGCUCCUUCUCUUAGAACUUAAGAAAAACUCAUUUAAUAAAGUAUACAUUGAAAAAGCAAUAAGUCACAUCGUGAGAACGUACGAUUUUAGAGAAUUCGGGGGCAUUGAAUUUGAGCAAAAUUGGGCCCGCCCAGGAAGAGCAGCCUCGAAUAAAUUUCGAAAGGAGGACGAAGUAAGCCACACCGAGAAGCAAAGUGAAGGAAUCGAAGUGGGAGAAGUCAAAGAGGUAGAAGCUGCAGUGGAAGAACAGCCUGUGGAGACCGAACCUACGGGGAAGGGCAGUCCCAACCCGCUCUGUUACAAGUUCAUCCGGCGCAUCCUCCCACAGCUGAAGCAACUAAUGUUCAACAAAUUCGCAACGAAUGACAAGAAAAAACAAAAAAGCUACAUAAAUGACCAAGUGGUUGACUACAAAAACAAGGAGGCAGUGGCCAAGGCCGAUAUCAUCAUAUCAUUUUUAGUAAUUCUAAACAAAAUGAAUUACAAUUUUGAGAAAGAGUUACACAAAAUAAUAUACAGAUUAUGUUUUUGUUUGUCUUCAAAAAAUAACAAUGUAAGAAGUGAAUCGAAGAAGGCCAUGUGUUUCAUUUCCAUGUACCUCGGUUUGAGCUACUUCGAUUUGAUCAUAAAGCAAAUGUCUGAUUACCUAACCAAGGGGUACCACGUACCUAUAUUUUUGUGCACGGUUAACUCCAUCCUGGAGUCUGUGCUAAAGAAGAAGGAAAAAUUUUUAGACAAGAAUUAUUUAACCAUCGGCCUCAACGUUCUGAACGAUGGGAAUAUCAAAAGGUCAAAGAGGAAGGGCUCUGAGAGAUUCAAAGAAAGUACCGCUACGGCGCAAGACGCCUUCUGCACAAACAUAUUUAACAUGAUAAAGCUAGAAAUAAUAAACGAAAUUGACAAAAAUACAGAAGAUGUUAACAAGAAGCAUAUAAAAAGAAAAACGAAGGAAAGCAAAAAGACCUAUGGAAAGAAUAUCAUUAAGCUGUUAACAAAUAUAGUACCCGAAAAAUGCAUCGAAAAUAAUAUCCUCAUAUUUUUAGAAAGCUUAUUUAGUGGAGAAUCUUUUGAAAAUAACGAAGUGGAUAAAAAUUUCAUUUUUAAAAAAAAAUAUAUUUUUAUCGUAUCGUCUUACUUCAACAAUUUUGUAAAAGGAAUAGAAGAAAACAAAAGACUCUCCCCCCACUUUGUCCUAAAUAUUAUUUACAAACUGUUAACAAAAUCCGUGUAUUUUUUCAGAGGUGAUGAUUAUCAAAAUUUGCAAAGUGUUAUGCAAAAUUCCUCCAUUCUACUUUUUAAAUAUAAUCUCCCUGACCAAACAGUGCAAACCUUUGGCAACUUCAAAAAAGCUAUCCAAUUUUAUGUUCCUCAUGAGAGAAUGGAGGAGAAGUACUUGGGUCUUAAUUACCAGAACAAAUGUGUCCAUUACCCUUCCAAAGGGAACAAGAAUAUGCAUAUAAUACAGGGUUCUUUUCAGGAGAAAAGCAUUUAUGAUGCUAUUGGAAAGACGAAGAAAUUUGAUUUCCAGGUUCUUGCACAGGUGUUGGCUAGAUAUGCCCUCAAGUUGUUAGCUUACGUGGUUAAGCGAUCGUCAGAGUUGUUUACGGAGGAGAGAAGGUUAACAAGUAAUCCAGAUGGUCUUAUAACAGAUGCUAAUCACAACAUUGAUACUGUUAUAACCGGGGACAGGUAUCCUGACAGAGCGAUCAGAGAAACGACAAAUUGCUACUCUGCGUCCACCACUGUGGAUGAUAAAUCUCGUGGCGAAAAUGAAAACUCUCAGAAGGGGCAAUUCACUUCUGUAGCUAAUGGCAAGGGAAACGCCACAGAGUCAGUUGUCACCUCCGUGAGGAACAAAACUUGUAACAAAGAGAUAAACUAUAAUAAUUGGGGCGCCUUUUCAAGCUUCCUUGAAUUUAUAGGCGUAAUUGAGCCGCUCCUGGUGUACUUCUUCUGCUACGGGAAAGAAGAAGUAUUUGUCUUAUCCUCCAAGUGCAUCAAAAUUAUUAAAAAGAAAAAAUUUAGCGAUUUUAAAAAGUUUGGAAAAUUAAUUAUUCUCUCAUCCGUAGAUAUACUAAAAAAUAUUCCCAAUUAUUACAGCAAAGAAUUUGACAAGCUCAUUUUGUCAUGUAUUGACACAUUGACAUAUCUCAUACGGGGCAACAACAAAAAUGAUAUUAUAUCUUGGUUAAAUUCCGAUCUAUCCAGCCGGGGAAAACCUAAUGAUAACGUUGAUGAGUCCACAAAUGACGAUACCGUUUUGAAGAAAAAGAGAAAAUUGGAAAACGCCACAAACAGAAGGAAUCCACAUGACCCAAUUGCGAACACAGCCAAAUUGAAGAAACAUAGAAAGCUCAAUUAUUUGCUAGACGAAAAGGUUUUAUCAAUGUAUUAUCCCACCAUGGAAGGAGGAGAACAUUCCCAGGAGGAUGAGGAAGGAGAAGAAUCGACGAACACUUUACGCUACUGCCUAAUUAACCAAAUUUCGAUGCUACUAGAAAGUAAAAAUCACGUGUGGGAGUUACUAAUAUUAUUUAAAAACUGCAUGUUAAGGGAAGAUAUAAAUAAUAUUAUCAAGAAGGGAUCUAUUAUUCUAAAAAUGAACAGCUGUAUUGAUCAAAUUUUCACCAUUAUGAUAGAAGAGUCCCAUAAUAUGAAAUUGUCAUUUUUGUGUGGACAGAUUUAUGUAGAUUUUUUAAUGCGCUUUCCUAUAUCGAAAAAGGAAAAGAAAAAAAAGGUUUUCCAAAUUUUAAAUAAUUUAAAUGAUCAAAAUGACGACUCGAGAAUUGCCACUUUGAAUGCUCUCUACGUCUUCCUCAACAGAGCUAACGCCAAGUUAUUAAAGGACGAAUUUUAUUACGUUACUUUCGCGAGCAUCAUAGUGCAUUUUACUAAUGAAACAAAUUACAAGUGCAAGAAGAUGUACAUUUUUUUGACUACAUUACUCUUCCAACAAGUGAACGAUUUGAUCUAUGUUUUUAAUUCCUAUAAAAUGUUAAAGCGCAACUUAUUCUUCUGCGAAAAGGCAUCUUUCACGUAUACGUACUUGUAUUUGCUUCCCCUCUUCUCUUCCAUUUUUUCCGAGCGGAUUGAUUCGUAUGGACAUAUGGUUCAGGGUGAUGAUAAGCUACAGCAGGAUGAGCGUAGUGCAAUAUCGAAGGAAGACCAAAAGGGACGGCGAGAUAAAAUAUUGCAUCUAACCUUUCGGGGCAAUGAUAUUCCCACGGAAAAUGACAGAAACGGAGAAUCUAGUGCAUGUGGCCAAGAUGCACUUAGCGUCGGUAACUCCCUUGAGGAGAACACCACAAACAAAGAACACAACACCAUUAGAAAUUACUUCAUAAAAGAGUUACUAAGAAGCACAAAAAAAUACAAUACAAAAAAUAGCCCCAAUGCAAGGAACUCUGUAGUUUUUCCUCCCCAUAGUGAUGUCAUACUUUUUAUGAAAAACCAACUGGAAGAUUUAUUUCUGUCGGUCAUGUUUUAUCUCAUCGAUAGGACUUGUCCUGAUGUGAAGGCGUUCAUGAAGGAGGACAAGCUCUCUCUUCAAGUAAUAACCUCCGUGCAAAGCAUUGCCCAUUUUAGUAGCAACUAUGAGAUAUACGCACAGAUGAACAAGGAUUUAGUAUACCUCUUUUACAAGGCACUGGAGCAGAUUUUUACCCACAUGGAUAUAGACUUGAUAGAAAAUUUGGUGCAAGAGAAGCACGCCCACAAAAUGUACAAGCGCUACUUCUUAAAGGAAGACACAACAGAACAUGCCAACGGAGGAUGUACAACAGACGGAGCAGAAGAAGUACCAAACGCAACACACCAUGAAGACACAAUCCAUGGCAAAUUAAUUCUGUACUUUCUGUACUUUUGGAAUUUGAUCAUUCAAAAUGGACUCUUCAAUAAAAACCCAUAUGUGCAAAUAAUAUCGUUGAAGAUGAUGCUAAAUUAUAUAAGUAACAAAAUGACACGCCCGUUUUUUCCUCUCCUAUUGGUGAAGUUAUAUUCUUCUGAUAAAUUUAUUAUCAACCUGGUUUUAAAAAAAGUUCUGUCUCUCCUCUUAAAUUCAUACUUCCUGGAACAUUUCUAUAUAUACCAUAGGGAAAUUAGUAUUUUCCUCUCCAAGAUUUGCGUGCUGUUGGUUAACUUCCCCUGGAUUACCAACGGGUUUGAUGACCAAAAUGGUAGCAAAGAAGUAGCGUGUGAGAGAUACAGUGUAGAAAAUUGCGACCAAGUUAAAGGAACGCAUAAUUCGCCUUCUGGUAAAAACACCGAGCAUUCACAUGUAACAGGUGCUUUAAAUGGCCUCGCCCAGGAUAUUUCUACAAAAGAAAGCCAAAUGGACAGCCAUUUUAGCGGCGCAAGUGAUGUAGAAGGAGAUGAAGAAUUCAAAAAAGUUAAGAUAAUUUUGCAGAAUGAGCAAGAUAAAAAUACUUCUUACGAUUCAGUGGGCACGUUAAUGAUACCAAACUUGAAAAUAAACAAGGAAAUGUUAUCAUACAGCAAAUUUUUCCUAGUCAUCAUUACCCUCUCACGUGCCAUAAACAUCCAUUUGAUAAACAAGAAAAAAUCAUUUGUGAGAAUUCUUGCAAUUUUAAAUACUUACAGAAAUAUAAUUCAGGAUUUCCCCCCAGAACUCUGGUCCCUCCAGAAUGAAAUAAUUAACAUCGUUCUCCCCUCCUUAUACAAAGUAGCUUCCAUAUUUAAAAAGAAGUACUUUGUCGAGGAUGAAAAGAUUUUCGAAGAAGUGAACACAUACAAUAAGCUCCUUUACCUAUCGAGCUACGCGUGGGACAUUAUUUCACUUUUGGAGGAAAAAUUGCAAAACGAUAGGGGCACUUUUAAUAAAGCCUUCAUUCAAGCGAGACAGAGGAUCAACCGAAUUAGGUUUAUCAAAAGAAAAAAGAAGAAUUUGUUAGCCUUGAAAAAUCCCAAGUUGUUUACCCUAAAUAAGUUAAAAAGGAGGGAGAAAAAAAGAAUGGAAAAGAAGAAAAUGAAAAUAAACCUUUAG